AUGCCGCCAGGUACACCUCUACACCUGUACACCCAUUACGCCCACGCCCACGCCCACGCCCAUGGCGAAUAUCUGCCAUUUCUCUCUUCACGCCCAGAACAAUCACCAUCACCGGAGCUCACGCCCAGAACAAUCACCAUCACCGGAGCUCACGCCCAGAACAAUCACCAUCACCGGAACUCACGCCCAGAACAAUCACCAUCACCGGAGCUCACGCCUAGAACAAUCACCAUCACCGGAGCUCACGCCCAGAACAAUCACCAUCACCGGAGCUCACGCCCAGAACAAUCACCAUCACCGGAGCUCACGCCCAGAACAAUCACCAUCACCGGAGCUCACGCCCAGAACAAUCACCAUCACCGGAGCUCACGCCCAGAACAAUCACCAUCACCGGAACUACAGCAAUGA
Molecule: messenger RNA, 408 nt
Organism: Procambarus clarkii (red swamp crayfish)
Lineage: Eukaryota; Metazoa; Arthropoda; Malacostraca; Decapoda; Cambaridae
Source: RefSeq, a predicted model, not a curated record